Molecule: messenger RNA, 1220 nt
Organism: Anneissia japonica
Lineage: Eukaryota; Metazoa; Echinodermata; Crinoidea; Comatulida; Comatulidae
Product: RNA cytidine acetyltransferase-like
Biological process (GO): rRNA acetylation involved in maturation of SSU-rRNA
Cellular component (GO): nucleolus; 90S preribosome
Molecular function (GO): 18S rRNA cytidine N-acetyltransferase activity; tRNA binding; ATP binding
Source: RefSeq, a predicted model, not a curated record
UUGUUGGCAGGUUCAAUGAGAGGUUUCUUUUGUCAUUAGUAUCCUGUAAAGAGAGUAUGGUGAUUGAUGAUCAACUUCAGAUACUGCCUUUAUCAUCACAUGUCUUGAACAUCACACCUGUCCCACCUAAACCAAAGGAUGAGUCAAUGAAUCCAAGUGAACAAGAGCUUCAGGGCCUGAAGGAUUCAUUACAAGACACACAACCAGUAGGGACUCUCAUCAAUUGCACAAAAACACUUGACCAGGCUAAAGCAUUGCUGAAGUUUGUUGAAGCUAUUUCUGAAAAAACUCUGAGAACUACAGUAUGCAUGACAGCUGCAAGAGGAAGGGGAAAGUCUGCUGCUCUUGGGCUUGCCAUGGCAACCGCUGUGGCAUUUGGGUAUUCUAAUAUAUUUGUGACUUCUCCAAGCCCUGAGAAUUUAAGGACAUUGUUUGAAUUUGUUUUCAAAGGGUUUGACAACUUGGAGUACCAGGAACAUAUGGAUUAUGAGCUUGUUCAAUCCACUAACCCAGACUUCAACAAAGCAGUUGUACGUGUCAACAUCUUCAGAGAACACCGGCAGACCAUCCAGUACAUCCAUCCCUCUGAUGCCCAUAAGCUAGGCCAGGCGGAGCUUGUUGUCAUUGAUGAAGCAGCAGCUAUUCCACUUCCAUUAGUCAAGAACCUCCUUGGACCUUACCUUGUGUUUUUGUCAUCAACAAUUAAUGGUUAUGAAGGCACUGGUAGAUCUCUAUCUUUGAAGUUACUGCAGCAGCUGCGUCAACAGAACUCUUCCCUAGCAGCAGAUAGCAGUAAGAAUAGCAAGACAGUUGGUACUACAUCUAAGAGCAGUGAAGCAGGGGCCUCUGCAUUUGGCCGUGUAUUGCAUGAAGUUGUGUUAAAUGAGUCUAUUAGAUAUUCCCCUGGCGAUGAGGUGGAGAGCUGGUUAAAUGCUCUGCUCUGCCUAAAUGUUGCAGAGGUGCCUAGGAUAGGCUCGGGAUGCCCUCUACCAGAAGACUGUGAUCUAUAUUAUGUGAACAGAGAUUCAUUGUUUAGUUACCACAAAGGUUCUGAGGUUUUUCUCCAGAGGUUGAUGUCCAUCUAUGUAGCAGCUCACUAUAAGAACACCCCUAAUGACUUGCAGUUGUUGUCUGAUGCUCCUGCUCAUCAUGUUUUCUGUCUCUUGGGACCAGUAGAUACAACGCUGAACACAUUACCAGAAGUACUGUGCGUAAUACAG